AUGGCUCUUCCAGUGAAUUACAAACAGGUUGCUGUUCCUAUUCCAAGUCCUCAAUCAUCGAACCAUUUGCUGUCAGCAGCCGCUCCAAUGACUUUCAACAUAUUGAAAGAACGAUUGCGAGCUUCUGGAGGAUCUGGUUCUAGUUCUAAUAAAGAAACUAAUCCAUUUAUAUCAACUCCAAAUGGUCAUUCUGGAUUUAUACCCCAAAAGAUUGGAAAAAAUGCCACAAAGAGUGAUUCGAAAACCCCUAAACCCCCGAAAGCACCGGAAAAGCCUCUCAUGCCGUAUAUGAGAUAUAGCCGGAAAGUGUGGGAUGCUGUGAAGGCUCAAAAUUCAGAUCUGAAGUUAUGGGAAAUCGGAAAAAUAAUUGGGCAGAUGUGGAGAGAUCUUCCUGAAGAGGACAAAAAUGAGUUUUUGGAAGAAUAUGAAACAGAGAAGGUUGAAUAUGAGAAAACUCUGAAGACAUAUCACACUUCUCCUGCAUACCUUGCAUUCAUCGCCGCUAGGACAAAAGGGAAAGCUGGUACGCAAGGUACUGAUGGAGAUACUCAUGAACGGCAAAGUAGUUCAUCCAAACAGACUGCUGCCGAUAGACGGAUUGAUAUUCAACCAGCUGAAGAUGAAGAUGAUCAAGACGACGGGUACUCGGUGAAGCACGUAGCGUACGCUCGCUACCUGAGGAACCACCGUCUGAUCAACGAAAUCUUCUCGGAAUCCGUGGUGCCUGACGUCAGAUCUGUCGUGACCACCGGCCGAAUGCAGGUGCUCAAACGGCAGGUGCAAUCUCUGACGAUGCACCAGAAGAAGCUCGAGGCCGAGUUGCAGCAGAUCGAAGAGAAGUUCGAGGCGAAGAAGAGCAGGUUCGUGGAGAGCAGCGAACAGUUCCAGGAGGAACUGAAGAAGCAUUGUAAACCAGCAGUUGACGAUGAAACAUUCCAGAAAAUAGUUGAACGGCAAUAUGAGAUACUGAAGAAGGACAAAAAUAAGGGUCAAGAGGAAACCAAGUCCAAAAUGGAGGAAAACGGAGAAAACGAACCCACUCCUACGGCCAUGGAGACGGAAGAAAAUGGCGAUACAAAUCCAGAUCUACAGUACAGUGUGUGA
Molecule: messenger RNA, 1104 nt
Organism: Phaedon cochleariae (mustard beetle)
Lineage: Eukaryota; Metazoa; Arthropoda; Insecta; Coleoptera; Chrysomelidae
Source: the annotation of a GenBank genome assembly